AUGUUGCUUUCUGUAUUUGCGAAGCAGUUGCCAGUUAUCAGUGCUCUUAUUACAUGCGCAGCCUGCCAUGGGUUUGUGCAGUUCAUCGUUGCCGAUGGCAAGAAUUAUACCGGCUGGGACCCGGGUUUCCGCUAUCAAAAUCCACCACCAAGCAUCCCAGGCUGGACAGCGAACAAUCCUGAUAUCGGGUUCGUCAGUCCCGACUCGUUAGCCCACCCGGACAUCAUCUGUCACAAAGCGGCCACGCCGGGUCAGGCAUAUGUCGACGUAACCGCGGGUAGCACAUUGACACUUCAGUGGUUCACAUGGCCAGACAGCCAUAAAGGGCCCAUCAUUGACUACCUGGCUGAUUGCGGCACAGCCGGCUGCACUGGAGCCAAGAAGGAAAACCUGAAGUUUGUCAAGAUCCCGUCAACCCUAAAGCCUGGUAACUAUGUGUUACGCCAUGAGAUAAUUGCCCUCCAUCGUGCCUCCAACGUCGGUGGCGCCCAGGCAUACCCGCAGUGUAUCAACCUACACGUCUCGGGUGCCGGAUCUAAGUCCACCAGCGGCGGCGUGCCCGCUACCAAGUUUUACAAAGAGAACGACCCGGGCAUUUUAUUCAAUAUUUACGGCGAGGUUACCAAUUAUCCCGUACCGGGCCCUGGUAACAUUUGGACUGGCGCAUAA
Molecule: messenger RNA, 669 nt
Organism: Daldinia loculata
Lineage: Eukaryota; Fungi; Ascomycota; Sordariomycetes; Xylariales; Hypoxylaceae
Product: glycoside hydrolase
Exons: 2
Coding region: 1-669 (222 amino acids)
Source: RefSeq, a predicted model, not a curated record